AUGGUGCUUAGUCUUUCACUGUUUGAUCAACAUUUGGUCAGCAGAUUUUCACAUUUGGACCAACUAAUACGCAGCGAGGAUACGUUGAGAUCCUCAAACUCAGAGCGCGCACGUUCAUCGAGCAACGAUGGUUGUUAUUUCGAAAGCUUGGUUCGGAAAAUAAUAUUCUUCCAACUUUUUAACCUGCAUUUUGGACCCGGAUCAAAAAUGUUUAGGCACAAUUUAUCAUUUGAUUCGAUACUCUCGGCUUUGAAGGUCACGCUCCCCGGCAUUGUCUACGAAUGUGAUCCCAUGGCCUGGCACCUGAGACUUCUGGUUUGGGUUUUGUUGGGCCUAUUAACUGGAGGUGUAGGGCCCGAAAAAAGCACGUCUGUGGGAUCUACUGGUCGAGAUCAUACGAUUUCCGACGACAAAUUAUUCUCGCAUCCGUCACCCAAGAAUGGUGAUCGAUCAUCGUGGGACGCGCAUUCGUUUUUCAAGGUCCCGAAAAGUAUCAAAGAAACGGAUGAUACUGUACACGACUGUCAACAGACAAAUCCUUUGGAGGCAACGCCAACAGCUGCACAACAGGAAAUAAAAAGCGCCAGAUUGACCACAACCACUAUAUCUUCGGACCGGUCUGCGCCUUCCAAGGUUGACACGGGAGCCGCCACCCAGAGACAAGAACUUCACAAGGCCGCUUCUGAUGCGCCAGUUUUUGAUAUGAAUCGUGUCGAUUUUGAUCUCCCACCACUAGAUGAUGCUGCCACCGGAGGAAUAGAGCAGCAUCAACUUCCAACUUUCAAUGAGUUUCACGCUAUGCUUUCCGAAGGCAGUGGAGCUGCAGCUUCUAACGGCGGUGGAACGGAACAAAAAACAAACAAAGGAACGGACAAACCCAGUCGUACCAGUCAGUCGACUAUCUCACAGUCCAGGCAAGGGAAGGGCGACAAGCCACAUCAUGGUGUGCACUCUUCGUCCGAAUCUACCGGCGAACGGAGAUCGAAGCCACAGGCCACUCGUGGAAAUAAUCUGGCACGUGGUGAAAGCCAAACGUCAGUAGAAAAUGAACACGUGGGAAGUUUGGCUCCAGACGACUUAGCGGAGAAAUCACCCACGGAACAGGACUCCUCCUUUAACGUGCAUGAUGGGGAUGGUGUUCACAUGCCUUCUGGACAGGGUCGUGUCUCGUUCUCCGAUCCAGAAACCGACCGAGCUGAGUCAGCACGAUCCAAUAGUGUCGACGGUGUCAAACCGUCCGUUUCUAAUGACGCCCCAUCAGAACCGAAGUCAACCGAUUUGCGGUCAGCGAUACCCGUCACACUCAGGAGGAACGUCGCAGCAGUUUCUUGCGGUGCGAAGCUCCUUGAUUCCAGUAAAGCUAUCAAAAAUGCGGAGUCUAUCCUCAACGGGAAUAACGAUGAGUACAUGAAUGUCCCAUGUAGCGCAGAGAAAUGGUUUGUCAUCGAAGUCUGUGAACCAGUUCAGCUGCGUGUGAUUGAAAUGGCCAACUAUGAAUUGUUCUCCUCGCGCGUCAAGAGUUUCCGAGUUCUGGUCAGUGAUCGAUAUCCAGCUAAGACCUUGGACACGAUUGGUGUAUUCACGGCACAGGAUGUCAAAGGUUUGCAGACGUUUGACGUUUCCAGUGACAAGCUGAUCAAAUAUGUCAAGUUUGAGAUGCUGGAACACUACGGCUCGGAACACUACUGUCCCAUCUCCAUGAUUCGUCUCUUUGGCCUGGUAUCUGACGAUUUGGAUGACGAUGACGAUGAACUCUCGAUGCAUCAAGUCAAUCAUCAACUUCCCACCGGUGGUGUUCCAUCUAGCACGCUGUUCGAUUCCGUUCCAGCCGUCGACCCGGCGAAUGUCCCAUAUGGUGACGCGGGCUUAUCCCGGUCUCAUCAAGGUACUGAUGCGGUUGAACUCCCGGCGGUUCUGAACCUACCAGAAUCGAUGAAAAAUCCUCAGGUUGACCCUUUGCGACAAACUGGUCCAACAGACUUGCCUCCACCUUCUCAACGCGUUACAGAUGACACCCAUCUCGGUGAAGAUACCGGCCAUGGGCCGCAACAAGGUCUACCCAAUCGAGCCGCACAGCUGCGUACGAAACCUCAAAUGGACAGUCCUAAAGAUUUGAAAUUGUCCGGGGAGCUCCACGGUGGUCACGCAGAUUUUGAAAAAGACCGGGCGGUUUGCAAACUGGAUCAUUCGGAGAAAUGCAGAGUCGGCAACAGUGGUCUGAACGGUGCUCCAGUGGACCGAGUACCAGCGAUAGACACCACAACAACCGCCUCACCUCCAGUCCAGUCUACUGGUACAACUCCGAUGCAUCCCGUUCACAGCGAUCGCUCAGCAGGGUCGGGUGUUCCAAGUCCCCAGUCAUCGGCCGACUUUGUACGCAAGGCGGAUGACCAGUCCUCAGCUGUAACGGAAACAGGUGGGAAUUUUUUCGCGAAAAUCAAAAAUUUUUUUCGGAAUUUGUUCAGCACUUCGUUCUUCCGAGUUACUGUACCCGAAACCACACAUGUGGACUACAACCUUUCGGCCAUUCAGCUCUGUCCCGAUCAUCUGGCCGCAAUCGAUAGUCUCCUGUCAUACGGGUUGUUGAAUGCCUCUUUGGACUCAUCUACUCUCUUCCUGUCGGAUCGAAGUCGACGAGGAAUCACCGCACUGUCGACUUGUUUAUUUCAAUUGGAACAUCUAGUCCAACCGGUCACCACAGUUCUUGGCCAUAGCCCAGUCACCGUCACCCAUCGUAUCUUGUCCAUACCACGGAAGGAUGGGACUGCAGCAUUCCAGUCCUGCUCCGAAGCGAGUCAACUGUUGAACAUCACUUUCUUCAACGGUUACCACCCGACUGAUCAGCUACAAGCGACUGUCCGGCCAAAGGUGGAAUACAAUAUACUACAGCUCUUGGUUGCUUAUCAGUACCGGUACCAGUUUAAACAACAUACCACUCCAGUUUCCUCUGCCUUGGUAAGCCAUUCCCCUCUCGCGCCUUGUGGAAAUUGGUGGACACCGAAUCAGCUGUCUCUUCCGGAAAAUUCAGUAUGUCCGAAAUUACCCGACUUUCUUUUGACCGUGGACCGGUAUUCUGAGCAAGAUCUCGUUCAACGCCCACCUCAGGUCAACCUGUCUCUGUCUUCGGAAAUUCGCCAUCAUUCGGCCCUUCCUCGUCAGCCUGAGCUGUCCAUGUCUGAGACGAUAGUUGUUCCGGCCGGAUUGUCUGGGUCGCGGAAAGAUACGGUGAUGAUGCGCUUGAGCAAUCGUGUUCGGCUUUUGGAGCGCAAUGUGUCAGUCAGCAUGAGGUACUUGGAAGAACUGAGUCAGAGCUAUCGUCACCAGAUGGAGCGUCUGUCCCGGUCAUUCAACCUAACCAAUGCCUGGCUGAAAGCGACUGCCCAAGGAGCUCAAGAACGUGAUCAACUACAACAGUCUCGAAUUGAUCAACUCGAACUCCGUUUAGAGGAACUGCUGACACGCAUCAGAAACGGUUCGUUAGCGUCUGCACCCAACGCUUCUGUCGGUCUCUUGGACGAUGCCGUCUCUUUGCGAAACCUACAAAACAAGCAAAAUAACACUCUCGCAAUCGAGAUGUUCACUCCUCCGUUGCCUAAUUUCGAUCCACCUCCAGACUGGAAUCCUUCGCCGUCUGUCUACUACGGUCAGUGGAAUCAACUGGAUGAGGAUUGGGGAGACGAAGAUGCUUUCGUCGAGACCGAAGAGGAUACUCCUACUCAUGUUAGUCACGUUAACGAACCAGCUACGAAAAGUGGGUUGCCGCAUAAGUCCUCUCCGAUUAGUUGUGUCUUUCCUUUGCGGGACCACGCUGGUCGCCAAUGUAUCGAUGUGCACAUUGAAGAACCGGAUAGCUGGUGGCAAUAUUUCCGAACUUCUUGGAAUCGGUGCACCAGACUAUUCCUCAGUUCCAGUCUAUGGUUAUCACAUGUGGUUUCGACACACACUACGCUGUUCGGAAUGAUCUCCAUGGCUUGUGUUCACUUCGUGUUUGCACUCACGUCACAUGUGCUGAUUUACCUGGUUUGGUUACGGCCGCAUGGACGAAAAUUGAGUAUGCCCCCAAGCGGAUCUUUUACACUUAUUCAGUCACGAUCGGGGGAGUGGUUGCUUACACAGAAUCCCACCCACAAGGCAGGCCUCAUCUCUUCAGGACGAUCACAAAAACCGGGGGUUCCCGGGGGAACAGUCGCAAUAUCCUGUCAGGGGAGUAAGGAUGUGGUUGGUACGACCCGACAGAGUCCAGCUGAACGAAAGAUUGGUGUGGCGCUUGUCAAACCAUCCAGUUCCAUCCCACGCUGUGUCCCCUCAGCACAGCACCGCAAGGAAGUUACGCCCCCUGGUAAUGUCGAAUAUCACCAAGUUACACCAACCGAUGCGAUUGCGAAAACUUCUCAAGUUCCCUCGCCUGCGUUUUCCACUACGUCAUCCACUAGGCAAACCAACGGUGGUCUCAAAGCCUACGGGUCCAUGUGUUAUGAAAAAUUCGUACCUUUGGCCCAUUCAGCUACCCACACUUUGCCUCGUUCCAUCGGGAGCCACUUCUCCAGUAUACGGUCAUCCAACACAGACUUUCCCGUUUACAUGCCCCGUGCUCCCGACCCCCCCGCGAAAUUUGUCCAAGCUCAACACAAAUCGAUCGGUGCUUCGGUACGUAUUUUUUCGGAACGUAGUACCUUCGUUGACAAAGAGUUCAUUUUUUCAACUCAUUUCUUUGCAAAUUUUCUGCCUUAG
This is a messenger RNA of Opisthorchis viverrini, 4731 nucleotides long. RefSeq lists its product as hypothetical. Bases 1 to 4731 code for a protein of 1576 amino acids. Gene Ontology annotation, cellular component: cytoplasm; membrane. Gene Ontology annotation, biological process: protein folding in endoplasmic reticulum. The transcript is spliced from 19 exons. The record is from RefSeq and is a predicted model, not a curated record. Lineage: Eukaryota; Metazoa; Platyhelminthes; Trematoda; Opisthorchiida; Opisthorchiidae.